Leptidea sinapis is the source of this 1038-nucleotide messenger RNA. It is a transcript of the gene Pglym, whose product is annotated as phosphoglycerate mutase 1. The coding region runs from base 112 to 879 and encodes 255 amino acids. The record is from RefSeq and is a predicted model, not a curated record. Lineage: Eukaryota; Metazoa; Arthropoda; Insecta; Lepidoptera; Pieridae. The transcript has 5 exons. Gene Ontology annotation, molecular function: intramolecular phosphotransferase activity. Gene Ontology annotation, biological process: glycolytic process.
UCUGGAAUCUGGAUGCGGCUUGAGAAAGGUCAAAAAGGUUAAUUAUUAUUUUGGAGAGGACUACGUAGAGCCGUAAUUUACGCUUUAUUAAAUUAAAUCAGUUUCAUCAAUAUGGUCGUAAAGUAUAAAAUUGUUAUGAUUCGCCACGGUGAAAGUGAGUGGAAUCAGAAAAAUCUAUUUUGUGGAUGGUAUGAUGCUGACCUCAGCGACAAGGGACGCGAGGAAGCACUGUCGGCUGGUAAAGCUCUUAAAGCCGAGGGCUAUCAAUUCGAUGUUGCUCACACUUCAGUUUUGAAACGGGCUCAAGUUACAUUGAACACUAUUCUCCAAGAGAUAAAUCAAGCCGGUAUUCCUAUUAAUAAAACUUGGCGGUUAAAUGAGCGUCAUUAUGGUGGUCUGACCGGACUUAACAAAGCAGAAACUGCAGCUAAAUAUGGUGAAGCUCAGGUUCAAAUUUGGCGCCGUAGUUUUGAUACACCUCCUCCAGCAAUGGAGAAAGAUCAUCCAUACUAUGACACCAUUGUCAACGAUCCCCGUUAUGCUGGAGACCCAAAGCCAGAUGAGUUCCCAAUGUUUGAGAGCCUUAAACUUACAAUUGACAGAACUCUGCCAUAUUGGAAUGAUGUCAUAGUACCACAGAUUAAGGAAGGCAAGAAGAUAAUAAUUGCAGCUCAUGGAAACAGUCUCAGAGGAAUUGUGAAGCACUUAGAAGGCCUCUCGGAUGCUGCUAUAAUGGAACUUAACCUGCCCACUGGAAUACCUUUCGUCUAUGAAUUAGAUGAGAACAUGAAGCCAGUAGAUUCCAUGGUUUUCCUUGGAGACGAAGAAACAGUGAAAAAAGCUAUGGCCGCUGUUGCUGCUCAGGGCAAAGCAAAGUAGAUGAGAUUAAUGCAUAGGUAUAUUUAUGUUUGUUGUAAGCAAUGAAGCGGAACUAGUCCCGAAUCUCGGAUUGUGCGCAAAUGAAUAAUGACAGUUACAAAUUAUUAUUAUUAUUUAUUCAUAUUAUGUAAUUGUUGAAUAAAACUAUUUGAUCAUCAA